This is a messenger RNA of Lathyrus oleraceus (garden pea), 597 nucleotides long. RefSeq lists its product as uncharacterized. The coding region runs from base 1 to 597 and encodes 198 amino acids. The transcript has a single exon. The record is from RefSeq and is a predicted model, not a curated record. Lineage: Eukaryota; Viridiplantae; Streptophyta; Magnoliopsida; Fabales; Fabaceae.
AUGGCCGGAAGAAACGCUGGGAGGAAUGAUGAGGCUCUUGCUGCAGCUAUGCAAGCAAUGGCUCAGGCGUUCCAGAACCCACCCAAUGCUGACGAGAACGUGGGGUCUCGUAGUCUGGCGACGUUUCAGAGGGGGAACCCGCCUACUUUUCUGGGUAGGUAUGAUCCUGAAGGAGCCUUGGCUUGGUUGAAGGAGAUUGAAAGAAUCCUCAGAGUGAUGGAUUUCACUCUUGUGCAAAAGAUCUGUUAUGGAACUCAUAAGCUGUCAGGUGAAGCCGAUGAUUGGUGGGUGGACACUCGUCUAAGGUUGGAAACUGCGGGCGAGGAGAUUACUUGGGAAGGGUUUCGUAGAGAAUUUCUGAGGAAGUAUUAUCCAGAAGAUGUGCGAGGAAAGAAAGAGAUUGAAUUCCUCGAGUUGAAGCAAGGGAACUUGUCAGUCACGGAGUAUGCUGCUAAGUUCACUGAAUUGGCUAAGUUUUAUCCUCACUAUGAUGGAGCAAUGCCGAAUUCUCUAAGUGCAUCAAGUUUGAAAAUGGAUUGCGUCCGAAAAUUAAGAAAGUUGUGGGAUAUCAAAAGAUUCGCGUCUUUGUGGAUCUGA